CUUUGCUGCUCAACCACCGUCGAUGCUUUAAUCCUUUCCCUCCGCUGCUCGCUUCACUCUCGCCGGAGCUCCACUUCCACUGUCGCUGCUCUAAUCUUACUGCUCGUGUCUGUCCGCUCUUCAUGUCCCUCCGCUGCUUCAGUCUCGCCGGCGCUCUACUUCCAUGGUCGCUGCUCUAAUCCUGCUGCUUGUGUCCCUCCACUUCUUCAGUCUCGCCGGCGCCCCACUUACAGCCGCUGCUCUUUCUUAGGUUGGAGGAAUCUACUGGAAACACUCAAAAUUGAAGUUGCAGAAUAUGAUGAUUUCCUGCUGUUAGAUAUCGAGGAACACUACAGAUGGAUUUCGUUGAAAGCAAUCAACAUUUUCGAGGAAGAGGUAAGAAUAAAAGGAGUUGGACUGCCGAAGAGGAUGCUGUUUUGAUAGAGAGCUUACAACAAGUGGCUACAGAACCUAAAUAUAAACAAGGCAACACCUGGAAGAAUGGAUAUUUGUUACGAGCAGAAGAAUUGAUGAAUAUAAGACUUCCUUCGUGUGGUUUGAGAGCAAAUCCUCAUAUUGAUUCACGGUGGAAAACUAUGAAGACAAAAUAUAAUGCCAUAGCUGAAAUGUUGAACAAAUCUGGAUUUGCUUGGGAUGAUUCAAGAAAAAUGGUUCAGUGUGAAAAAUCUGUUUUUGAGGAAUGGUGUCAGAAUAUGAAUACACAUCUUGGAACAAUGGCGAGUGUAUGGUCUCGUGCAGAGGAGCGUGAGCAAGAUAUAAUUGAGAAAAGCAACAAUGUAUUGAGUGAGUUGCUUCUUAUAGACAAUUUGUCGAGUGCUGAAGCAUUGCAAGCCGCUGAUAUUCUCACAGCGGAACCAAACAAAUUGAGGGUGUUCUAUCAAGCUCCACCAAAUCUUAGAAGGCAGUAUAUCACUAGUCUUCUUUAUGGUUAAUUACUCCAAGGCUAUUGACGGUGUUUUCGAGUGUUUCAAUUUCAAAAUUAUCAUGUAUUUUUUUAGUUUAUGGAUUCGAAUUUAGAACGAUGUUGAUUAAAACGUUGAUGUUUGUGUUAUAAACAAAUUAUUCUAGACAUAUUUCUAAUGAAUGACUUAAUUGCAAUUUAUAAAAAAUUAUGUAAUUUAAUUAUCUUUUA
Messenger RNA from Mercurialis annua (annual mercury), 1132 nucleotides. RefSeq lists its product as uncharacterized. The record is from RefSeq and is a predicted model, not a curated record. NCBI's taxonomy places the organism in Eukaryota, Viridiplantae, Streptophyta, Magnoliopsida, Malpighiales, Euphorbiaceae. The transcript is spliced from 5 exons. Bases 336 to 932 code for a protein of 198 amino acids.